Messenger RNA from Polychytrium aggregatum, 600 nucleotides. RefSeq lists its product as uncharacterized. NCBI's taxonomy places the organism in Eukaryota, Fungi, Chytridiomycota, Chytridiomycetes, Polychytriales. The transcript has 2 exons. Bases 1 to 600 code for a protein of 199 amino acids. The record is from RefSeq and is a predicted model, not a curated record.
AUGGUCUCGCCGCUGAAGAAUGCCAACUUCCGGCUCGUCUUUGCUUCACGCUUCAUGUUCCAGAUGGGCAUUGCGACGGUGCAGCAAUUCCUGCAAUAUUGGAUCGGAGACUGCGUCAGCGUCGACAUGUCGCCUUCCAGAGCCGUGUCCAUCGCCCUGAUCCCUCUGCUAACACUCUCGCCGCUCGGGGCCCUGGCGAUCCCGAAAUCCCGGCGCAAGGUCGUUGUCUAUGCCGCAGCGGCUCUGAUGGCGCUUUCGUGCGUGCUCAUGAUUGUCACGACCUACUUUUACGCCGCCCUGGCUGUGUCGGGCAUCUUCGGCCUGGGAUACGGGCCCUUUCUCAGCGUCGAGUUUGCGAUGCUGAUGGAUGUCUUGCCGUCCAAGGACGAUGCUGCCAGGGACAUCAGCCUGUGGCACACCGCUCUGGUCCUGCCCCAGAUCGUGGCGAGUCCCAUUGCAGGAUGGGUCCGAGAUGGAUUCCAGCCGCUCGGCACUCAGUGGGAUGUGCAGUGUCUCGGGUACAAAGUGAUGUUUUCGGUGUGCUUGCUGUACUUUCUCGCCGGGGUUGGGAUCACUCGACGCAUCGCUGGUAUUCACUGA